Molecule: messenger RNA, 1044 nt
Organism: Alternaria arborescens
Lineage: Eukaryota; Fungi; Ascomycota; Dothideomycetes; Pleosporales; Pleosporaceae
Exons: 2
Coding region: 1-1044 (347 amino acids)
Biological process (GO): lipid metabolic process
Source: RefSeq, a predicted model, not a curated record
AUGGGAACGAAGGCAGGCAUACGAUCGAUUCAGGCGCCCCCACAUCCGUCAUCGCCAUUUCCGUCCCGCAGCAAGUCGCUGAUGAGGCAUGAUGAGGACAUUCGGUGUGUCAUAUCCACGGCACUAUUUUUCGCCGUCUUCGUCAUCACUUGGCAAACUUCCACGUCGCCAUUCACAGGUGGUUUACUUCCAUUCGUAGCAUGGCUCGCAUUGUUCCAGCUUUCCUUCAUGGGCGCUGUUACAACGCACAAUGCUAUUCACUUGCCUAUCUUUUGGCACAAGGAGUGGAACAACUUCUACCAGAUUUGCUUGUCUCUCCAGUAUGGUGGCGCUGUGUCCAUCUUCAUACCAGGUCACAACUUGUCUCACCACAAGUAUCCCCAACAAGCGAGAGACGUUAUGCGUACUACCAAAGUUAGAUAUAACUGGAACCUGUUGAACGGACUACUCUUCUUUUGGCACGUUGUUCUCUCGGGAAACAAGGAUGACAAGCUGUAUUUCGAGGCCCAAGCCCGUCUCAACCGACCUAUUGCAAAGCAGCGCCGGAUAGAAGAGGUUGCAGUCUGGAGCGCGACAGUAGUGCUUGUUCUACUAGAUUGGCGUCGAUGGAUCUGGUUCGCGCUGCUGCCGCAAUUUUACGCCAAAUACUGCAUCCUGUCAUUGAAUUUCCUUCAACACGACGGGUGCGAUAUGAGCUCCAAGUACAACUUCGCGCGCAAUUUCACUGGUCGGACGCUUAAUUACUUCUGCUUUAACAACGGAUUCCACACGGUUCAUCAUCUGCACCCCGGGCUGCACUGGUCCACCCUGCCGCAGAAGCAUCAGGAGCUCAUCGCACCUCACAUUGCGCCGAGCUUGGAGAUCUCGAACAUGUUAAUCUACAUUUGGCGAUGCUUUAUCUAUCCGGGCCAUCGGCUGGACUAUAAGGGCCAUCGUCUCCUGAUUUCCAAAGAAGAAAAUGAGAUGCCGGACGAGCCAUGGUUCUACAACGGGUCGGAAACUUACUCGGAUACUCAGGAGUAUCUUGCCCAUGGUAUGAGAUAA